UAUUCGGCCCUAGGUUUCGGUGGUGCUCGCAGCUCGAGGAAACUAAAACCCUAAAAUUUCAAAAUCAAAUCCGAAGAAACGCACACGAAACCGCUUGAAAAACAGUAAUUCUCAUAUAUUUUCAUACGGAAAACUGCAGCGGAUGAAGUGCAAAAAGCCGAGAAGUGCAAAAAGUUUGCCGCAUUGAAAACUUUUUUAAUUAUUAUUUACGUUUUGUUUGUGUUUCGUCGAGCAAAUGCACAAAGUAACUGUCCAGUGUGUGUUAAAAGUGUUUGAGCAUCGUGAGUUUUGCAAAACGGUUUUUUCGACCAGUGAUUGAAGCCAAAUGUCACUGUGAAAAUGUCUCGACGAGCAAAUCACAACACAAAUUUUAGCAACAUCAAGAAAAACAUUCAACGACGACAAAACCGGCGAAUUCUACAAAAUGCGAAUCAAGCAACAGUUUUUGAACAUUUAACUAUCUAAAUAUUAAUACCAAAAUACCAUUAAAAUUAUAAUAAAAAUAAUUCACUUAAAAAAAUGAACUGAAACUAAAAACAUUUUCGAAAAACAACGCAAAAUUUCAAAAUUGGCAACAUAACUUUUGGUCCCAAAUCAAAUUCAACAAAAAUAUAUCUUCAAAAACGAUUUUUGGCAACGCUACGUGCAACAAAACAUCAAGUAAAAUAACAAAUACAAAUUUUUUCAAACGUCCACACGUGCAAAUGUUUUUCAACUAAGAAUAAAAUAUAAAUCAAUGUAAAUUUUUAAACCAAACAAAAGAACAAACCAAAACCGUCAGCAAAAACCAGCCCAAAAUCAGUUAGAAGGCCAAGGAAAAUCUUUUUAGAACAAACGCAAAAAACCGCAAAAAUUUAAGCCACCAAAUUGGUAAACUCUUCAAAAUUAUUGGUUCGGACAUACGCAAUACUAAACACAGCAACACAACAUCAACCGCAUCUACUACAGUGAUCACUACAGUAAAAGCAACCGCAACAGAAGCAGCAAAAAAAACGUGUGUGUUAGUUUGCAUAAAAAUUUCGUUUCGAUCAAAAGCAAAGCAAAAAUAUUUAACAAAAUAAAAAGUUACCAAUCGUAAUACAUGUAUUUAUAAAAUAAUAUACCUAUACAUAUAUCUAUGCUUACGAAUUAUAUCGGAAAAUAUUUGGUAAACAAUUUUUGAUAAACAAAUUGAGUAUAAACUUAAGUAAUAAGCAAGAAAACUGAAGAAAUCAAAAACGUUUGGCAAAAGUGCAAAAAGUGCAGUGAGAUAAAACAUAAAAGAACUGAUAAAUUCAAAAUUAACAUUUGUAAUUAGUUUUACAACUGAGGAUUCUGGAUUUGGAUUAAUACGAAAAUUUGCAAUUGGAUAUUAAGGUAACUAUGUUUUCUAUGAUCGACCAAGCGUUCAUUAUUCGGGGUCAAAGUUAUCAUGGCAUUCAUUUGUCGUGUUCGGAUUCGGAUUCAGAUUCAGUUUGAGAUUCGGUGCUCUCACAUACAAGUUUCUGGUUGAAUUUCUAUGCCAAGGCCAAUAAAAAACGGAUCGAAAGCAACGAAAGCAGCAACAGCGGAAAUCAUAAGAAAACCGAAACGAUUCGCCCGGAGUAACGAGAUAGUGACGAGAACGACACACAAGAAAUUAACUAAACAAUUGCAAAAUUCCCUUUGGCUAAGGAUUUGCAGCGGCCGAAUUGCUUUUAUGCUCUGCUGGCAGCUACAAAAUUCCACGAAAUUCCAUUUUGGCAACACCACGAAAUCAAACAACAACAACAAAUCAAUUUGCAGCACCACUCAACAAAAAGAAGAGCAGCAACAACUGAAAAUUAUUAGCAGAAAUCGUAAACAACUUUGUCGUCGUUCUGGCGCCAUUCGAAGCGGCACUUGGAUCCUGAAAGUUAGGCACACCGAUACGGAAACGGAAACGGACACCACGGAUACGGAUACGGCCACGGAUCGGGAUAAAGCUAUAGAUAUAGGCGCGGCGACGGUGGACGCAAAACUGCUGGCAAAAUGGAUCCACAGCAGCAGUUCUGCCUCAAGUGGAACAGUUAUUCGUCGAACUUGGCAAUAACAUUCUCUAAUCUGUUCAAAUCGGAUCUGCUGGCCGAUGUCACAUUAUCCUGCGAUGGCGCAGUAUUCAAAGCACACAAACUUAUAUUGGCGGCCUGCUCGAAGAAGUUCGCCGAUCUGUUCGAGAACACCCCCACAAAUGGCCAGUGCGUCAUCAUCCUGGAGGCGACCACGCCGGAUAACAUGGCCGCUCUCCUGGAGUUCAUGUACAAGGGCGAGGUCCACGUCUCCCAGGAGGCACUCAACAGUUUCCUCAAGUCAGCCGAGAGUUUGCAGGUCAAAGGCCUGUCCACCGAAACCGGGCGUCUGGCGGCGCAGCAGGCGCAACAACACAUGGGCGACUCCUCGCCACUGGACUCGCCGACGGGCAGGCGGAGCAUACGGAACAGUCUGAGCGGCGGGAGCAGCAGCAUCGUGGCCGGCGGCGCAGGGAUCGGCAUCGGUCUGGGCGGCGGAUCCGGGUCGGGAUCGAUACCGGGCGGCCUGGGCAUCGGCAACGGGCUGAGUCUCGCCGGGAUGGCCGCGGCCGGAGGAAUGGCGGCGGCUGCCAGUGUGGCGGCCAGCGGGCUGAGUGCCCUGGCGGCCAGUGCGAAUGCCCUGGACAGAUGCGGCAGUGCCGGUGGCAACAUCAUCGGCGGCACAGCGGCGGGCGGUGGAGGAGGUUCCCUGGGAGGGGGAGCGGGCAGUGGCGGAAACGGAGGCGGAGUGGGCGGAGGAGGAGUGGGAGUCGGCGGUAAUGGAGUCGGCAGCGGGGGCAACAACGGACCCAUCAGCCUGGGAAGCGGCGCUGGCGCUGCUCACCACCUGGGCGGAUCCACCGGCAGCCUGAAGCAGGAGUGCGACUCGCUGAUGCACCCCGGCAGCAGCAGCUGCUCCUCCGGCAUGGGCUACGUGCCACCCAUCUACCGACCCAGCUCCUACGAGCCGCUCCGCAAGCGACCGCUCCGCAGUCCCUAUCCCGAGCAGGAGCUGCGCGGCUCCGUGCUGCGCGACGGCUCCAAGUCCUCCGAGUGCCCCAGCCCCAUCAACAAGCCGCCGUACCACCGCCCCUCCUCCAGCGCCUCCUCGACGGCGCCCACCGAGGCGGACACCAUGCACUCCGAGCGCGCAUCGCCACAGUCCAGUCGCUACGAGAACCACAGUCCCAGCACCACAGCGGGAAAUGGAAACGCCACUAGUGGCCUGGACCGCAUAGUGAAAUCGGAGCGCAACAAUGGCAGUGCCAACGAGGCGAACGACGACGACCGCGAGCUUAUGGAUGAGUCGACAGAUAAUGGAGCUGAGGAUCUGCGCGUGAAGCUGGAGAACUUGAAGUACUCGCCGCCACCGCCGCCGAACUCGAACACCUCGUCGACCACGCCGAAUGCCCUGCUGGAGAAUUUAAAGGCGGACGGAACGCUCUCGAGCAAUCUGGCCGCCUCGAUUGCCCCGGCGGACAUGUUGAACGUGUGGAACGCCACCAAGAUGAACAACAAGAACAGCGUGAACACCGCCGACGGCAAGAAGCUGAAGUGUCUGUACUGCGAUCGCUUGUACGGCUACGAGACGAACCUGCGGGCGCACAUCAGGCAGCGCCAUCAGGGCAUCCGGGUGCCGUGCCCCUUCUGCGAGCGCACCUUCACGCGGAACAACACGGUGCGGCGCCACAUCGCCCGGGAGCACAAGCAGGAGAUCGGACUGGCGGCGGGGGCAACCAUUGCCCCAGCGCAUGUGGCAGCAGCGGCGGCGGCAGCGGCGGCCAACAAUCAUUCACCAUAGGAAGCGGCCGCAACAGCAGCGGCGUCAGUAGUCAUCAAUGCCACCAAGGAGGCGGCCAAGCAGCGCAAACGUAAAUCACUCAAGAUGGCACUCGAGAAGUGCAUGCAGCGGCAGAGUGCGAUGGUGGCGGAGGCCACCGUUAGCACCACCGGAGGGGGAGGAGAAGAGGGGGAAGGAGAGGGGAAGGCAGGAGCAGGAACAGGAGCAGGAGGAGAAUCAGGAGGGGCAGGAGCGGAGGAACGGCAGAGGGAGGCGGCAGGUUCGGUGGGCAACGAACCGAUUGCCUUUGAGCAUCGCCAGCGGAUGCAUCACGAGCUGACGCAACAGAUCCGCGCAGCCAUGGCGGCGGAGCAGGCGGCCAGGGAGAUGGACUCGACGAUGAACACCACAGCGACGACGACAACCAAUACCACGACCACCACCACCACCACGACGAACACCACCGGCGGCACCACCAGCGACGGGUGCAGCGAUGCGGAGGCCAGCGAUGGCAGCGACCGGCCCAUGGAGGUGGACGAGGAGGAGGAGGAGGAGGAGAUGCAGCCGCCGGAACCGCAGCCGGGCUCGGAGCUGCUCGUGGUGGAGCCGAAGAUCGAGGUGCUGUCGGAGUCGGAGGACGAGGAGGAGGACCGACUGCACAUGUCCGAACCGGAUGCGGAUAUCCAGGCCGAGGCCAUCUACGAUCACAUGCCGAACACGCCCACCAGCCCCCCACACAUAAUACCGCCCAACGAGCCGCCCACUCUGACCUCCACGCCCAAGGUCAAUGUGGAGCAAUAGGAUGAGGAGAACCAGAAGGAGGAGGAGUACGAGAAGGAGAUUAAGAGGAGAUGCCCCAUAAGAUGCCCCCCAAAGAAGCUGCUUAAAUUUAGGCUAAGAAUCGAUGAAAGCGAAGGAUGAGUGAUUUACAAAACAAGAUUUACGCGCGCGCAAGAAAGAUAUAGAAAGCUAUAGAUGAUGAUGACUACUGAUGCAACUGCUGUUGCCCUCGGAGACCAACAAGCAUGAAAAUAAGACCCACAACUAACUGGGUCUAUUGAUAACCAUAUAAUACCUAAAAAGCAAGGAAUUACUACGAUGAUACGAUAAGAUUUACCACACGAAGAAGACACAACAGACACUAGAUGUCCAACUUUUUGCAGAAUUUUCAUUACAAAUUUGUGUUUAACGCCACUCUCCACCAACAAAUCAAUCAAACAAAGAAACCAAGUCAAUGCAGCAAGCACAAACUAUAAGAAACUCAAACAUUAGCAGCAAACAGAACAUAGAAACAAAUGCAAUCCGGCUGAAAAAUCGUUUUCAGGGUGCUAAUCAAACAAGAACACUCGCAACCAAUGCAAUGAAAAACAAAUUAAAACUUAAACUAAACUAAACGAAAUAGUAAAUGCAAAAAGUUUGAACGUUUUUGAUUGGUACCGCCUAAAAAGUGUAGCAAGCAUAGCAAAAAGAAAAAAAGCAAAACAAAAACAAAUUUGUUUAUUCGUGUGUGUUAAAAAAAGUAAAGGAGGAGAUCGAUGAUUAGAUUAUUGUCGCAUAUAUUUUUGAUUUCCUAUAGAAACGUCACAAGAACUGCAAGUUGCCUCAAAUCAAACGAAACGAUAAUGCUAAAAUGAAAGUAAACUGAAAACUGAAAACUGAAUUUAACAAAACGUGAAAUACUAAAAGUAAAAACACUGCAAAACAAAUAGCUGCAACAAACAAACUACAAAGCAACAAUAGCAACAACAAAACCGCAACCACAAGUACCUGCAAUAAUAAAAUAGUAUAAACAAAAGAAACAAAAUACAGAAUAGAAGAGAAACGCUGAGUAAAAACUAAGGAGGAGCCAGGACUCCAGGAUCCUUGACCAUCCAAUUUGGAAAGUGGGUCCUCGCUUCCCCGAACUUCUGCCCUUUUGUCCGGUUUUUUUGUAAAUAAUUUUAUUAAAUUAACAAUACGAAUAGGCAACUUGGGCAGAGAGUGGGGAAGGUGAUGAGUCCCCCUUUCCAAGGAUUCAAGGAUUCCAGGAUCUGCGCUCAACAAUUUGCUUUAACCAAGUAACAUUUUUGUUUUGUGAUUUCUCGUAUUGUUUUAUGAUUUAUUCCCACAAGUUUAGGCCUCAAAAUUCAAUACAACUGCUUUUCGGCUACAAAAACGUAAAAACACAAAUUCAAUUCCGAAUUCAGAAGUUUCUAAUGAAGAAAAAAAACAAUUGGUAAAUUGGGUGCCUAUAAGAAAUAUAUAAUUAAAUGACUACUAGUAAAAUUUUAUAAAAAACAAAAAGAAAAGUAUAUUUAAAGAUGUGAGAGAAAAGCAAAUAGCAAAGAAAACGUAAAGUAAAUAUAAUUAUUUUUUAAUUGAAUAAUUCUAGCCAAGUGUGAAACAUGUUAAUUAACAAACGAAAAUAUUAAGCAAAAACCACUCAAAAACGUUCUCAAAAACUUGAAGGCAACAACAAAAAGCAACAACAAGCAAACAGCAAUAAUUACAGAAAAGAAAGCGAAAUUCAAAAUCAAACUUUUGGCACACCUUUGGAAAACAUUUUUCGAACAGAAGAAAAUUCAACAAAAAUCCAACCAACAAAAAUUCAAAAUUCAUUUUUUCGGCUCUUAUAAUUUCGAUGGCUACAUCAACUGGGGGAAUCCCCAUGCGAUAGAAAACCAAACCCCGCAAAAAAAAGCUGUAAAAUACUAAACGAAAGAGUAACAAUUUUGUUGUAAGCAAAAGAGAAGAAACUAGAAUGGAAACCUAAGGAAAAUGCAAUGGAAAAUAUUGAGAAAAUGUCUGCCAGCAUGCGAAGGGCAGAGCCAAGGCAAAAAAAAACGAAUCCUUGGACUGUAAAUACAAUAAUUAUUACCGCAUAUAUAUCCAUAGCAUAUAUAUGCGCGGCCUCAGUUGUAUAAUGAUAAAGCCUAGAUCUAAUAUAUAUAUAUAUAAAUACCUGUAAACAUAAACCACUAAGCGCAUAUGUAGGAACACAUUAGGCUCGCCAACAGAGAGAAGAAGGGUUUUAUUUGAUUAGAAGCUAACUGAAUUUCAAUUGUGAAACACUGUCUUCAUUUUAACGUUUUCCGUUAGCAAGGCAAUAGAGGAAAUCCGAUGAAAGCCACAAAGGGUGAUCCAGAAUCCAUAGAAUCCAUAGAAAAUAGCCAAAAUGUUGAAUAUUGAACUACUUUUAUUAACUGUUGACCCCACAAUACACACCCGCACACACACGAGACACAAAGCCGAGUUAAAAUAGGUCUUUUUACCCAUAGAAGAUGCAGAUUACCAAUUACCAAUGUCACCCCGACCCCCAGUUUGUUCUGUGAUAUAUCGUUUUGAAGUUGCAAACGAGAAAAGCGUUUAUUUUUUUCGUUUAGUUCUUUUCCGUUUUAUCAAUUAUUUGUCCUGAUCAAGAGACGACAACUCGAAUUUUAUUUACCAUUCGUGUUGAGCAGGAAAACCACAAUCAGAUUCUGAAACAGAAACAGAAAAGCAGCAGCAAGACAACCGCAAAAGCAAUAGCAAUAUUAAACCAUUAAAGUCUGGCAAUAUUUAAAACCAAACUACCUCUUCGCACCCAUACAGUUUAACCCUCGGUUGCCGAUCCUUUUUUUCUGGCUCCCCGUCAACGUUCGCUGGAGUCUGAAUUACAUUUUAUUUUUAAGUACGAUGACGGGGACCAGAUUCGGGGAUCCGGGCCGGGGCAAGCCAUCAGUCAGUAAUUCAAUCCGUCAGUCAGUGAAUCAAUCAAACAAUAUACUAUUUAGUAACCAGGGGUUAUUACGAAUAACCAUACUUUAAUCAUUAACUUUACGUUUAGUUUACGCCACCUUAGUUGUUAGUUUCGGUAUUCGUUUCGUCUUACAAUUAGAGUCUAAUCAAACUCAGGAACUCAUAUACCUCAGGAAAGAACCUACCUCCUUGUGUUUUUAAUCUUGUUUGAACUAUUUUUAUUACUACUAUUAUUAUUAUUAUUACGAUUAUAAUUUUUGGUUUCGCAUGGGACAAACAAACAAACAAACGAAAGGACGCGAGAGGAGAAACACAAAAUGUUUUGUUGUAAUCGAAGAUGCUAUCAAGGAAAGCUUUAGUUCUUAGUUCGAUUAUCGGUUAGUUAGUGGCUAGCAAUUAUGUUUAGUGAGGACUAAUUUUAAAUGUAAAAGACACAAUCACACAUGAACACACAACGCAACGCAACACAAUAGCAAUAAUAUUGGGAUACCAAGACCAGAUCGAACUGCAAUAGUAAACUGAACUACCUCAAUUAGCCAUAGACUGCGCAGUAACGAGAUGAGCAUGAUAUAACUAUAAAUUUCCCAGUUCCCACUUGAUUUUCUUCUUUUUGUAAAAUGGUGACACAUACAGAAGCACUCGAACCCACACACUGAACAACCUUUGGUAUUUGAGAAGGGAUAGAUCGGUUGAAAACCCCCUUACAGUUUUUCUUUAACGAACGUUUUCAUGUAAAUAUGCGCUGAACACACAGAGCCCACGAAAUUCA
This is a messenger RNA of Drosophila ficusphila, 8272 nucleotides long. It is a transcript of the gene chinmo, whose product is annotated as zinc finger protein chinmo. Lineage: Eukaryota; Metazoa; Arthropoda; Insecta; Diptera; Drosophilidae. The transcript is spliced from 8 exons. Gene Ontology annotation, cellular component: nucleus. Gene Ontology annotation, biological process: regulation of transcription by RNA polymerase II. The record is from RefSeq and is a predicted model, not a curated record. Gene Ontology annotation, molecular function: protein binding.